GGCAGAUCCAAUAUCAAGCCAACAGUGACGAUGGCCGCCCGACGUGUGCUCGAAGAGACCGAGGUGUACGAGACGCCGGAGGAAGAGGUCUACCCCGUGGCGCCCGUGGCCCACGCCUAUGCCCACAUGGACGACAACCUCGCCUCCGAGAGCAACGAGAUCGACCGCCAUGGCGUGCGCCCGGCGGAUGCGUUUCACGCAUUCCUUGGCCGGUCCAUGUCGGUGACCAAGGAAGAGGUCAAGGUCGUGCCCCGCGGAGACCUCGAGACGCCGGCCAUGCGCUACCACCGCUUGCAGAUGGAAAUGGGCGAGCUCGAGGGCGAUCUGGCCCUCUUGCAGACCAUGGCGCAGAACGACCCGACCGCGCCGUCGUACGCGUCUAUGCUGCAAGGGCUCCAUGCAUUGCAGCAAAACCUGAGCCAAAUGGACCUUGGUACAACGUCCGCGCUGACGCAGAGCAGUCAAUCCAUCGUGCAGCAGCAGCUCUCGACGCAGCUCUUCAAGGACUUGCAGGCUUUUCGCGACCAAGCUGCGACCGGCGAACAGCCCUCCGACGGCGUCGUCUACGAGGUCUACGCGUUGCCGGAAAGCCGCGAACAGAAGCAUGCGACCGUGAAGCUGGCGUCCAUCGAGCAGCGCUUGGCGCAGCUCGAGAAGGCCGUUGGCGGGCCAACGGCGUCGCACUCGAUGCUCCACGCCAUCAACGACCUUGAAGGUCGCAUGGCGUUGCUGCAGCCAACCGAGCUCGACGCGAUCUCAUCGCGCGUCUCGGCGCUCUUGCACGACCUCACCGCGGUGAGCAAGCUCCAAGACUUGCAUGGUACGGUGCAGCAGUCGAUUCUCACGGCCCAAGAGAGCUCUCAGCUCAACGUCAUUCGCGAAAAGCUUCAGAGUGUGAGUGCGACUGCGGCGGCGCUGCCUGCUCUCGUCGAGAAGCUCACAUCGCUGCGUGCGCUGCACCAAGAUGCCAGCACCUUCAGCACGCGGCUGCAGACGCUGGAGGCGUCGCACGACCAUCUCAAAGACGUGCUCUCGACCGACGCCGCCCUGCUUCGCAACAUGGAAGCCAACUUGGCGGCCAACGUCGCCGUCUUCGCCGCCAACAUGGACGCGCUCGACAAGCGCAUGGACGCGCUCCUCCAGAAAAGCAGCUAAUCGGUCGUUAUCCACACGCUACUUUCGCGGGUUGUUGUCGUC
Messenger RNA from Saprolegnia diclina VS20, 1197 nucleotides. RefSeq lists its product as hypothetical. Gene Ontology annotation, cellular component: cytoplasm; dynactin complex. The transcript has 6 exons. Gene Ontology annotation, biological process: mitotic spindle organization. The coding region runs from base 31 to 1155 and encodes 374 amino acids. NCBI's taxonomy places the organism in Eukaryota, Oomycota, Saprolegniomycetes, Saprolegniales, Saprolegniaceae. The record is from RefSeq and is a predicted model, not a curated record.